UGUUGAAGUAAUAAGUUUUGGCCCAUUGGCAAACCUUUCACAGGGGACGUAUAAUUGAUAUACAUUGGUUGCCCUACAGUUCAACCAUUAUUAUUUGAUCUCUCUCAACCCAUCCGUUGACUCUUGCAUGUCUUUCCUGACAAUAGUGCUUUUAAUCAGUCUAGCGUGUUUAGUGAUUUUUUUUCUUUUUUGUUUUUCUUUCCUCUUUUCUUUUGCUAUAACGGCUGGUCUCCUAGUUUUUCUACAAGACCGCUCCGGGGAGCCGGUUAUCUUAGGUUGUUUAAAUAUCAUUUAUUCUUACAGCGUGGUACUAUGUGGGAACCGAAAAGUCUCUGGGAGAACUGAGUUGAUGUAUCACUGAUCCGUGCGACGUAUAUUGAUCCAGAAAUGUUCCAAGGACGCGGAGGAACCAAGUGGCUUGAUUACGGAAAUUUUGUCCAUUUUU
This is a messenger RNA of Aspergillus steynii IBT 23096, 445 nucleotides long. RefSeq lists its product as uncharacterized. The record is from RefSeq and is a predicted model, not a curated record. Bases 128 to 361 code for a protein of 77 amino acids. The transcript has a single exon. NCBI's taxonomy places the organism in Eukaryota, Fungi, Ascomycota, Eurotiomycetes, Eurotiales, Aspergillaceae.